Molecule: messenger RNA, 2409 nt
Organism: Equus caballus (horse)
Lineage: Eukaryota; Metazoa; Chordata; Mammalia; Perissodactyla; Equidae
Gene: BIN1
Product: bridging integrator 1
Biological process (GO): regulation of endocytosis
Cellular component (GO): synaptic vesicle; plasma membrane; cytoplasm
Molecular function (GO): phospholipid binding; tau protein binding
Source: RefSeq, a predicted model, not a curated record
CCGUCAGUCGGCGCGGCUGGCCAGUGCGCGGCGUGGAGCGCGAGCCGGGGCAGGACGCGCGGCCGGGGCCGGGGCUGCAAGAUCGGCGCCCGCCGCGGGCGAGGCCUGGGCCGCGAUGGCAGAGAUGGGCAGCAAGGGGGUGACGGCGGGGAAGAUCGCCAGCAACGUGCAGAAGAAGCUCACUCGCGCGCAGGAGAAGGUCCUCCAGAAACUGGGGAAGGCAGAUGAGACAAAGGAUGAGCAGUUUGAACAGUGUGUCCAGAAUUUCAACAAGCAGCUGACCGAGGGCACUCGACUGCAGAAGGAUUUGCGGACCUACCUGGCCUCGGUCAAAGCCAUGCAUGAGGCCUCUAAGAAGCUGAACGAGUGUCUGCAGGAGGUGUAUGAGCCCGACUGGCCUGGCAGGGACGACGCGAAUAAGAUCGCCGAGAACAACGACCUGCUCUGGAUGGAUUUCCACCAGAAGCUGGUGGACCAGGCGCUGCUCACCAUGGACACGUACCUGGGCCAGUUCCCUGACAUCAAGUCACGCAUCGCCAAGCGAGGGCGGAAGCUGGUGGACUACGACAGUGCCCGGCACCACUUCGAGUCCCUCCAAACCGCCAAAAAGAAGGAUGAAGCCAAAAUCGCCAAGCCUGUCUCGCUGCUUGAGAAAGCCGCCCCCCAGUGGUGCCAAGGCAAACUGCAGGCUCAUCUCGUAGCUCAAACUAACCUGCUCCGAAAUCAGGCCGAGGAGGAGCUCAUCAAAGCCCAGAAGGUGUUUGAGGAGAUGAAUGUGGAUCUGCAGGAGGAGCUGCCAUCCCUGUGGAACAGCCGUGUAGGUUUCUAUGUCAACACGUUUCAGAGCAUUGCGGGCCUGGAGGAAAACUUCCACAAGGAGAUGAGUAAGCUCAACCAGAACCUCAAUGACGUGCUGGUCAGCCUGGAGAAACAGCACGGCAGCAACACUUUCACGGUCAAGGCCCAGCCCAGAAAGAAAACUAAACUGUUCUCCCGGCUGCGCAGAAAGAAGAACAGCGACAAUGCCCCUGCCAAAGGGAACAAGAGCCCUUCACCUCCGCCAGAUGGCUCCCCUGCCGCCACCCCCGAGAUCAGAGUCAACCACGAGCCCGAGCCAGCCAGUGUGGCCACACCCGGGGCCGCCCUCCCUAAGUCCCCGUCUCAGCUCCGGAAAGGCCCACCAGUCCCUCCGCCUCCCAAACACACCCCGUCCAAGGAGGUCAAGCAGGAACAGAUCCUCAGCCUGUUUGACGACACGUUUGUCCCUGAGAUCAGCGUGACCACCCCCUCCCAGUUUGAGGCCCCGGGCCCCUUCUCGGAGCAGGCCAGUCUGCUGGACCUGGACUUUGACCCCCUCCCGCCUGUGGCGAGUCCCGUGAAGGCGCCCACGCCCUCUGGUCAGCCAAUUCCCUGGGACCUCUGGGAGCCCACAGAGAGUCCAGCGGGCGGCCUGCCUUCCAGGGAGCCCAGUGCUGCCGAGGGCACCUUUGCUGUGGCCUGGCCCAGCCAGACGGCCGAGCUGGGGCCUGCCCAACCAUCGGAGGCCUCGGAGGUGGCGGGUGGGACUCAACCUGCAGCUGGAGCCCAGGAGCCCCGGGAGACGGCAGCAAGUGAAGCAGCCUCCAGCUCUCUGCCUGCUGUCGUGGUGGAAACCUUCUCUGCAGCUGUGAACGGUACCGUGGAGGGCGGCAGUGCGGCUGGGCGUGUGGACCUGCCCCCGGGGUUCAUGUUCAAGGUGCAGGCCCAGCAUGACUACACGGCCACUGACACAGACGAGCUGCAGCUCAAGGCUGGUGAUGUGGUGCUGGUGAUCCCCUUCCAGAACCCCGAGGAGCAGGAUGAAGGCUGGCUCAUGGGCGUGAAGGAGAGCGACUGGAACCAGCACAAGGAGCUGGAGCAGUGCCGGGGCGUCUUCCCCGAGAACUUCACCGAGCGAGUCCAGUGAGGGCGGCGGCCGCUGCAGCCCUCUGGGCGUGUGAAGAACACUUUUCCCGAAAAAUGUGUGGUUUUUUCCGUUUUUGUUUUUAAACUUUUGAAAAGCAAAGGGAAAUCCAGAGGAGAGACCUAAGCCAAGAGGUGUGCUCCCGAGGGUUAGGUUGUUUUCCAAAGAGCCUGGUUUCGGCAAGUCCGGUGGCGUCACCAGUGUUCCUGAAGCUGCUGUGUCCCCUAGUUGAGUUCCCGGCGCCCGCCCCGCCCGCCGGGCUCGCCGCGCAUGCGCGCCGCCCGGGGCUCCGCGUGCUGCCUGGCGAGGGUCCUCUUUUCCCCCCCGGCAGCUGCUGCGGGUGGGGUCCCGUCUCUCCAGAGACCUCGGGGCCCAGACACCCCGCUCCGCAGCCCGUCUGUGUGCCGUUUGAAAUAAAUCUUAGUGUUCAAACCAAAAUGAAACAAAAGCUGUCAACGCUCAGAAAA